CUGAAUGAACCAGCUGUCAGGUUCACACAGACAGCACUCCCUGCUGCACAGCCUCGGCCUUCAGGACUCACUCAGCUCUCCACAUGUCCAAAGUGAACAGCGGUUCUGCUGGCUGUCGGGCCGUGGUGAUGGCUGGAAAGUACCUGACCGGCCCAGGCCGAUGUUCCACGCUGAUCACGGGGACGUCUGGCCAGCAGCGGGGGCGGAUGCGUGCUCCUCAGUGCCGCACGGUGAGCUCCACCGCAGCCCGCAUGGGAGGACGAACCGCGGCUGUGGGUCAGCAGGAAACCCCGGGCUAUUUCUCCGCUGCUGACCGACACGUCCUGGCGAACCGGAACCUGAUUUACCGGGACGUGAAGGCCUUCCUCAGUGAAGUUGGUGGAGAUCCCCGGGAGGCUCGGUACUGGCUGACCCAGUUCCAGAGAGCGACCUUGGCUCAGUCCCCUGCUUUUGCUGUGUUAGAGGUGGAUAGCUCAGCAUUCCAAAGCAGAGAGAUGGUACAGAGCCUGGCCUUCGGCCUGUCUUUCCUGCAGCGGAUGGACAUGAAGCCUGUUGUGGUGAUGGGCUGGUUUGACGACCAGGAGUCAGGGCCCGUAGAAGCAGUCACUGGGUCUCGGUGCACCAGAGGGUUGGUGGAGCGGUGCCAGCAGCUGACUGAAGCUCUACAGCAACACUCAGCAACUGUCCUGCCAUUCUUCUCUGCAGAGUCCUUUCUACAGCUGCAUGAGGCGCCACAAGGAAGCAGUGCUCCGCACUCCAUUUCUGUGGACAUCAGCCUCCUCCAGUGGAGUCUUGACUGUGGGACCAUCCCGCUGGUUUGUCCCGUGGGGAGGGACGGACGAGGAUGCUCGAUGGUGCUAGACCCAACGGAGGUUACGGCGGCCAUUUCCCGAGCCCUGCAGCCCCUCAAAGUCAUGUUUCUUAACAACUCAGGAGGCCUGCGGAGCGAGAAACACAAGGUACUGGACACGGUGUCGUUGCCCACCGACCUGCCCGCUCUGUCUGGAGCUGAGUGGCUGAGCCCAGUAGAGCGUCGCAGGCUGACCACCAUCGCCAGACUCCUAAAUCAGUUAUCCACAGAGUCUUCUGCUGUGAUCACCUCUGCUGACACAUUACUGACUGAGCUUUUCAGCCACAGGGGUUCUGGUACACUUUUCAAAAAUGGCGACCCUAUACACAGGUACAGCUCUCUGGAUUCAAUCGAUGUGGAGCGUCUGCUGGCUCUCAUCAACAAGUCCUUUGAUAAAACUCUGAAGCAAGAUUACAUCGACUCGCUGAAGGGACGGAUGCACUGCAUUUACCUCUCUGAAGGCUACAGUGCCGCAGCCAUCAUCACGAUGGAGCCAGUGAACGGUGGGACCCCCUACCUGGACAAGUUCGUGGUGAGCAGCAGUAAGCAGGGGCAGGGCACCAGUCACAUCCUCUGGGAGUGUAUUCGACAGGACCUCGGCAAACUGUUCUGGAGGUCAAAAGCCACCAACAGGAUCAACCCAUGGUACUUUAAGCACUGUGAUGGCAGUUUUGUAAAUGGAGUGUGGACCGUCUUCUGGUUUGGGCUGACAGACAUCAGAGAUUCCUAUGCACUGGUGGAGCAUGCCAGGAGCCUCCCUGACUCAUUCCAAAGCUCAAGUCUCACCUUGACCCCGCAGCCUCCCCUGCCAACCCCUGCUGCUGCUGGCUCCUGAACCCUGGCUUCCCAUUUGUGGCAAUUCAGCUUUGGAGACCUGCUGCCUCUCUUGAUCUACAAAAUUGAAAACUCUAUUCUGUUUUUGGGAAGUUUUGUAUUUGGACUUUUCUAAAACAAAAGUACACUUGCUGCAAAAAAAUCUUAAGCAUUUUAAAUGUGCACCUAGUGGCAAACUAUUCAAAUAUAUUCCUAUCUGGCUUUCUCCUGAAGUAAGGUUGGGAACAGAUUCAAGGGUAUCACCACAGGAAAGAUAGAUUUAAAUAAAAACACUAAAAGUUUAGUUUUCCAAACUCCCCUACUACUUUGCAUUGCAGGUUCCAAAACUGAAAAAUAAAACAUCUCACAAUAUCUUAAAGCACUUCACAUGUGUCAUUAAAGGACUUUUUUGCACAUGGA
Molecule: messenger RNA, 2083 nt
Organism: Fundulus heteroclitus (mummichog)
Lineage: Eukaryota; Metazoa; Chordata; Actinopteri; Cyprinodontiformes; Fundulidae
Gene: nags
Product: N-acetylglutamate synthase
Exons: 8
Coding region: 84-1685 (533 amino acids)
Biological process (GO): L-arginine biosynthetic process
Cellular component (GO): mitochondrial matrix
Molecular function (GO): L-glutamate N-acetyltransferase activity, acting on acetyl-CoA as donor; arginine binding
Source: RefSeq, a predicted model, not a curated record